Myotis brandtii (Brandt's bat) is the source of this 4272-nucleotide messenger RNA. It is a transcript of the gene CRAMP1, whose product is annotated as cramped chromatin regulator homolog 1. NCBI's taxonomy places the organism in Eukaryota, Metazoa, Chordata, Mammalia, Chiroptera, Vespertilionidae. Gene Ontology annotation, cellular component: nucleus. Gene Ontology annotation, biological process: pattern specification process. The record is from RefSeq and is a predicted model, not a curated record. The transcript has 21 exons. Bases 1 to 3672 code for a protein of 1223 amino acids. Gene Ontology annotation, molecular function: chromatin binding.
AUGGAGUUCCCUGUGCACACUGGCGAGCCCGCACCUCUCCCCUGCCGGGGUGGAUCCCAGCCCCUCGCUCCCGCUCCAGGGCCAACUUUGGGGGCUGGCGUGGGGGGCAGCAAGCGGCUCAGGAAGGACUCGUCGGGCGCCGGGGGGAGCAGCAGCAGCACCGGCGGCUCGGGGCCUCGCGGAAAAGGAGCUGAUGGUGGUGGAUCAUCAUCCGGAAAUGGGCCUGGGGUUGCCCCUGCUGCCCCUGCAGGGGCCUCUCGCUCCUCCUCCCGGAACUUAGGAUCUUCUGGUGGUGAGAAGGAAGAAGGCAAAAAGGUCCGGCGACAGUGGGAGUCGUGGAGUACCGAGGACAAGAACACUUUCUUUGAGGGGCUGUACGAGCAUGGAAAAGACUUUGAAGCAAUCCAGAACAACAUAGCUCUCAAGUAUAAGAAGAAGGGCAAGCCUGCCAGCAUGGUGAAGAACAAAGAGCAAGUGAGGCACUUCUAUUACCGCACGUGGCACAAGAUCACCAAGUACAUCGACUUUGACAAUGUGUUCUCUCGGGGCCUGAAGAAGUCAUCUCAGGAGCUGUAUGGUCUGAUCUGCUACGGCGAACUGCGCAAGAAGAUUGGGGGCUGUAUGGAUGACAAGAAUGCCACGAAGUUGAAUGAGCUCAUUCAGGUUGGGGCCACCACAGUGCGUUACAAAGGAAGAAACCUUCGAAUCAAAGCGCCCAUGUGCCGAGCCCUGAAGAAGCUCUGUGACCCAGACGGCCUGAGUGAUGAAGAGGACCAGAAGCCAGUGCGUCUGCCCUUGAGAGUCCCCGUAGAGCUACAGCCAAGGAACAAUCAUGCCUGGGCCCGCGUACAGAGCCUCUCCCAGAACCCCAGGCUCAGGAUGAUCGUGGAACUUCAUCGGAAGGUCUCCAGCCUCAUUGAAUUUUUGAAGCAGAAAUGGGAGCUCCAUGAAGUGCGAAUUCGGAAGACGCUCGCGGAGCGGCAGCUGCAGGAUUCGUUUGUGGAGCCGUCACAGGAGAAAGUAAUGCUGCACCUGUUCCCUGGGGAGAACUGUACGCUGACCCCACUUCCAGGAGUGGCCCGUGUGGUGCACUCUAAGGCCUUCUGCACGGUGCACUGGCAGGAGGGUGGCCGGUGCAAACAGAGCUCCAAAGAUGCCCACACACUGCCUCCAGCUCAGAUCCUGGGCAUCCAGAGCGGGCAGGGUACAGCCAGGGGCCAAGUGAAGUGCCCAAGGAGCGGCACCGAAGGCAAGGGCGGGGGGCGGCCUCCUCCCUCCAUGGACACUUCUCAGAGCUCUGGAGAGAGUUCCCCUGAAAGUGCCCUUGGGGAGGGGGCUGCCCCAAGCCUCAGCAGCCCGAACGCUCCCGACAGGCUUCCCCCUGGGCUCCAGGAUGCUGGGGUACAGACCCCUACGGCAGCUCCUGUAGAGGUUGGGGACGGCCCAGCCAAAGAGCCCGGGGCCACGACUUGUGCCUGUGGCCAGCUCCCAGAGCUGGAGGACGAUCUCUCUCUCCUAGACCCCUUCCCCCGCUACAUGAAGUCCUGCCAGGACCUCAUCCUCCCUGAGCCGUGCCACUGUGCAGACUCUCGGCUCUCGGCCUGUGUCUCCCCAGAGACUCAAGCCCCCAGCAGCGCAGAGGUGGCCAACCUUGCCCAGACCAGGGCACCGUCUCCUGUCCGUGGCCUAUCUGGCCUGGAGCCUCAGCCCAGCCCAGGGCUCCAGCCAGAUGUUUGCACUAAAGACUCAGCAGAUGCUCCUGCGGAGGAGCCCCAGGAGAAGGUGAGCCCCUCGGACCCCCCGCCACCUCAGGGACAGCCUUCUGCCAAGCCUCCAAAAGAUGUCCCUGCCAGCCGGCUGGCCCAGCAGCUCCGCGAAGAGGGCUGGAACCUGCAGACCUCCGAGAGCCUGACACUGGCCGAAGUCUACCUCAUGAUGGGAAAGCCAAGCAAGCUGCAGCUGGAGUAUGACUGGCUGGCCGAGCUGGGCCCCGAGGGCCAGGCCCCUGGUGGUUCCCCACCUGCUGCCUUUCACAAGCAGCGCCUCCUCAGCUGCCUCCUGAAGCUCAUCUCCACUGAGGUCAACCCCAGACUGGCUCCAGAAUCGAACGCCAGCUCCAUGGCCUCAGCGAGACCCGCCCAGGAGGAACAGUCGACGACCCCCCCAGGGAAGGUGGUGAACAUCAGCUCCCGGAGCCCCCGCUGCCCUCGAAACCAGUCUGCCCUUCGCAACAGCAAGACCUUCUCUCCCAGCUCUGCGCCUUGUCCCUCCUCAGGUUUGAGAAACCCUCCAAGACCCCUCUUGGUGGCUGGUUCCUCUAGUACAGGAAGCAGUGACUCAGAUGGUGGCCUUUUUGCUGUCCCAACAACUUUGCCGCCCAACAGCCGACACGGGAAGCUCUUCUCUCCUAAUAAAGAGACAGAAUUGACUUUCCUUCAGCAUCUGAACUCCAUCAGUAUGCAGUCGGAUUUCUUCUUGCCAAAGCCCCGGAAGUUGCAGAACCGGCACCUACGGAAGCCGCUGGUGGUCCAGAGAACCCUGCUUCCUAGACCUUCUGAAAACCAGUCCCACAACGUCUGCUCCUUCUCUAUCAUGUCAAAUUCCUCCAUAACCGGUAGAGGCUCAUUCCGGCCCAUCCAGUCUUCCCUCACCAAAGCGGCUCUGUCUCGGCCGAUCAUGCCCAAGGUCCUUCCGCCCCAGGCCCCAGGCCACCUGGCCAGUGCUGUCGACUUAGCAGCUACAAGUGCCGGCAUCAUCCCCGGGAGCCCCCUCCCUGUCUUGGAUGCUGAGGGUUUGUCUGGCAUCUCUCCACUGUCUUCAGAUGAGGCAGCAGCUACCCUUUCGGGUCAGGACUCCACUGGCACCCUCCAGAAUGGCGACCCCAUCCCCACUGUGGGGGGUACAAGCGAUCCAUUCAUCAGCAUCCCCUCGAGGCCUGAGCAGGAGCCAGUGACGGAAGGUUUCCAGGGUUCACCUGUCCUCUCCUUAACUGAGCUAUCUAAGGCUCCUCUGCACAAUGGGCUUUCCACCCCACUGCCCUUGGCGGAGGGCUCCAGCACUCGGCUCUCUCCGCCUAACGUUUCUGCUCUGCUGGACAUCUCUCUCCCCGGGCCACCUGAGGACGUGCUCUCGCAGGGAGAGCCUGCCACUCAGAUCAGCGACUCCAUCAUUGAAAUCGCCAUCAGCUCUGGCCAGUACGGUGAAGGAGUCCCUCUUUCUCCAGCAAAACUAAAUGGCAGUGACAGUUCCAAGAGUCUUCCUUCCCCGUCCAGCAGCCCCCAACCAGACUGGAUUGCCUCCCCCACCCAUGACCCCCAGUGGUGCCCCAGCGACCCCACGGACUCGUCCCUCGGCAGCUUGUUUGCGAGCUUCAUCUCGGAGAAAGGCCGAAAGAUGCUGCCGACUCCAGUGGGGACCCACAGUGGCACCUCCCUGCUGGGCCCCAGCCUGCUAGAUGGAAAUUCGAGAGACUCAUUUGUGUCCAGAUCCCUGGCCGAUGUGGCAGAGGUCGUGGAUUCCCAGCUGGUGUGCAUGAUGAAUGAAAACAGCGUUGAUUAUAUAUCUCGAUUCAACGACUUGGCCCAGGAGCUGUCCAUCGCUGAGCCCAGCCGCCGAGAGGUUCUGUUUGAUGGCAGUGGAAGUGGCCCCCCUGUCAGUGACCUAUCCCAGUGAACAUACAGCGUACUCAUGGUGGGGGCAUCCUGGAGGCUUCAGAGGAGGGCUUACAGGGCUGGUGGUCCAGUCCUCAACUGUGGUAGGUGUAGAGAAAACACAAAUCAAGCCCAGGACCCCCAGAAGAUGGUCAGAAUAGAGACACCUCUGCACCCCAGAAUACGCAAAAUGCUGGAAGCUGUAUCCCAACGGGGAGAGGGCCGUAGUGGCCUGAGAGAUGAGGAUGAGUCCUGGACUGUCAUACAUCACUGGCAUUGGAGCCAUUCUUCGCCAGUCGUGGGAUCUCAUAUUGGGGUCUGUGUAAUGACCACAUAUCUGCCUUGGUGGUUGUGUUGGACAGUUCAGUGGGUUUUCUUUCUGAAAGAAAGGAGUGGGUGUGUGCCCGGCGUAGUCGUCGUGCCCUGGGGAGUUGUAAUCUCCCUGCUCUCUAUAGGGAGGCUCCAGGUCAUGGCUGCAUUCUUUCUGCAAAACCUGUACCACACUUUGAUUGCUUCUCUGCAGCGUGAUGAUGGAAGGGGGUGACGGCGUGACACGGGACAGCUGGGCUUGGCCUGGGCUUGGCCUGGUGGUAUCUGUACCCUAAGACAGCUUCAUGGGGAC